GCAACUACAAGUCCUCACUCCCCACUCUUCACUCUCCGCACCUCAAUUCUUUUUAUCUUUUCCGUCUCCAUUCCCAACCAACUUCUAUGAAACCAAACACGGCCAACGACACUGCUAGCAGCAGCGACAGCAACUCUCCCACCCCUCCUCCGUCACCGCCGCGCCACCCUACCAUCUCCCAAUGCCGCCGCCGCCUCCGUUCCAAGCCUCACUCAUUCUCCAAACGCGAAAGCAUCGGAACCGGCAUCAAUCUCCGCCGCAAUCUUCGCUACCUUUUACUGCUCCCCCUUCUGUACGUCUCUGGCCUUUUCAUGUGCGUCAGUCCUUUCUCCGGCCUCCUGCGCUACUCCCAGCCUCCUGGAUCCGUUUACCGUAGCCAUCAGAAUUUCGAGAGGCUGUGGGAUGAUAUCCGCUUUGAUAACUCCUCCGCAAUCGAGUUGUCCUCUGUGUGGAAAUACAAAAGGAGGGUGAAAGUCCAGAGACCAUGCCCGAAUUCAACUGCUGUAAAUCAUUUCCCUAUGAAUAAAGGGUCCCCUGGCCCAAGUGGCUACUUGAUUGUUGAGGCAAAUGGUGGUCUUAACCAACAACGUUCUGCGAUAUGCAAUGCAGUGGCUGUAGCUGGACUCUUAAAUGCAAUACUAGUCAUUCCUUGGUUUGAGUACAACAGUAUUUGGAAGGAUCCCAGUGAAUUUGGAGAUCUAUAUGAUGAGGACCACUUUAUAUCCAGCCUUAGAGGUUAUGUCAAUGUUGUUAAGGAGCUACCUGAUGAAUUGAUGGAAAGAUACGAUUACAACAUUACCAAUAUUCCAAGUUUUCGCGUCCAAGCAUGGGCUCCUGUUAAUUUAUAUUUGGGAGUUGUUUAUCCUGUUUUGAGAGACCAAGGGGUUAUCCGCAUUGGGCCAUUUGCUAAUAGAUUGGCAAUGAAUGUCCCACCUUAUAUUCAGUUACUUCGAUGCAUAGCAAAUUAUAGAGCAUUGAGGUUCUCUUCAGCAAUCUCAACACUUGCAGAGAGACUAGUCGGAAGGAUGGUUGAGAGGAGCCCACGGACUGCAGGAAAGUAUGUUUCUAUCCACCUCCGCUUUGAGGAGGACAUGGUAGCCUUCUCAUGUUGUAUGUAUGAUGGAGGUGAUGCUGAAACUGUGGAAUUGGAUUCCUUUAGAGAAAAGGGCUGGAAGGGGAAGUUUAAACAGAAGGGUCAUGUAAUUGUACCUUCUCUCAAUCGGAUCAAUGGAAAAUGUCCCCUAACCCCUGUGGAGGUUGGCUUGAUGCUACGUGGUAUGGGAUUUGACAACAACACUUCAAUUUAUUUGGCCUCGGGGAAAAUUUACCAAGCAGAGAAACAUCUGGCUCCUCUGAAAAAGAUGUUCCCACUGCUUUAUACCAAGGAGUCUCUUGCAACCCCUGAAGAGCUUGCUCCUUUCAAGGGGUAUUCUUCAAGGCUUGCAGCUAUAGAUUAUGCAGUAAGCUUGUUCAGUGAGGUUUUUGUUACAACUCAGGGUGGAAACUUUCCCCAGUUUUUGAUGGGCCACCGAAGAUUCCUUUUUGGACAUGCAAAGACUAUUAUCCCAGAUAAACGCAAGCUUGUGGUGCUACUAGAGGACAUGGCCAUCAGUUGGAAAGCUUUCAAAAAUCAGAUGGAAGUGAUGCUAACUGAAAGUGAUCACAAGGGGAUGAUGGUACCCAGAAUUAAAAAAAUCAACCGAAAAACAUCCAUAUAUGCAUAUCCGUUAUCAGAAUGUUCAUGUCUACAGCAAUAUCAUAAUUCAACACUCAAAUUGAGAUUGGCGGUGUGAUUGUUCUUGGUAUCCACUUCGUGUCAACAAUAACAAUGGAAUUUGCUGCUCCAAUAACUCCUAUACCAAUGCAAUCAUGGAUUGUCUACUUCCUAUCAUUUUUGCAGCUUUACCCUUGUGUUCAUGGUCUCUGCACUCCAUUAUCGUGUGAUCUGCUCUCUGAAGGUGGACCAGUGGAGCAUGUACAGUUUUCUUGAGUGGAGCAUCGACACCUUAUCCUCUGACAUUCGUUUGGUUUUCAUGUGGGGUCUGAUCACAUCCGCACAUUCAACAUUGAACAGCUGGUUUGAAGAGCAAGCUGCUGAAAUUUGGCUUGCCAUGUAGCAGCUACGAGUAGCAAACUGGUAGUUGAUUGAUAAUGUUCAACUAAGCUCAGCUGCAGCAGUGUUAUUCAUUGACUCUGAACGCUUGAACCAGAAUGACAUGGUUCCUUUGUUUUCCAGUAGUAGUUUGGGAAUGAAAUUUGUAGGAGGCUCCUCUGUCCUUGCCACCGUCAUCUAUCUUGUCUUCAAACUGUUUUCCAUUGAAGCUGUCUUUUAGUGAUUGGUUUUUCAUUUUUGUCCAAAUGUACAUGGACAAUAACUUUAUGAGAAGUCCUUAGUUUUAGUCCAA
Molecule: messenger RNA, 2405 nt
Organism: Rubroshorea leprosula
Lineage: Eukaryota; Viridiplantae; Streptophyta; Magnoliopsida; Malvales; Dipterocarpaceae
Source: the annotation of a GenBank genome assembly